Molecule: messenger RNA, 606 nt
Organism: Penicillium digitatum Pd1
Lineage: Eukaryota; Fungi; Ascomycota; Eurotiomycetes; Eurotiales; Aspergillaceae
Gene: racA
Product: putative Rho GTPase Rac
Biological process (GO): cortical cytoskeleton organization; regulation of actin cytoskeleton organization; engulfment of apoptotic cell
Cellular component (GO): cytoskeleton; cell projection; cytoplasmic vesicle
Molecular function (GO): GTP binding; GTPase activity; protein kinase binding
Source: RefSeq, a predicted model, not a curated record
AUGGCGACGGGUCCGGCUACUCAGUCACUGAAGUGUGUGGUGACUGGUGAUGGUGCAGUUGGCAAAACAUGUCUUCUGAUCUCGUACACAACGAAUGCUUUCCCGGGUGAAUACAUCCCUACUGUCUUUGACAACUACACGGCCAGUGUUAUGGUUGACGGCCGGCCGAUCAGCCUGGGACUGUGGGAUACUGCUGGACAAGAGGAUUACGAUCGUUUGAGACCGUUAUCUUACCCGCAAACCGACGUCUUUUUGAUCUGCUUCUCCAUCGUCAGCCCACCGUCAUUUGAUAACGUCAAAGCAAAGUGGUUCCCUGAGAUCGAACACCACGCCCCAAAUGUCCCCAUCAUCCUCGUCGGUACCAAGCUCGAUCUGAGGGACGACCCCGCCACCACGCAAGCCCUUCACGCACGUAAGAUGGAGACCGUCUCCUACGAACAAGCCCUAGCCGUGGCCAAGGAGAUUCGCGCACAUAAGUACCUUGAAUGUUCGGCUCUGACACAACGCAACUUGAAGAGCGUGUUCGACGAAGCCAUCCGGGCCGUUCUCAACCCCCGUCCCACUACAAAAUCCGGGAGGAAGGCAGCCAAAUGCAAUAUCUUGUAG